AAAAAAUACCUAAUCUGAUUUUAAUUUACUAUAGGUUUGUGUUUGGCUAUUACGGCUAUUAAAACUGCGGCCAGUGUUAUGUUCACAUGACGAAAGCUAAGAAAUAUUCGACCAUUGGAAAAAUGUUUGUAAAUUAGUGCGCCAGCAUAGUACCAGGUGCCAAAAUGAAUCUCAACCUGGGUGGAUGGAUCCACAGUUUCACUGUUACGGACACGCAGGAGCACAAGGGCGGCUACACAAUCUACAAGAUUACAUCUAUCGUCUUCCCUCGCUCGGUUCCGCAAGCCCUGACCUGUCUGGUUGUGUGGAAGCGUUUCCACGACGUCAAGCGACUGCACCGUGAGUUGAGCCGGCGACACAAGAGCCUUCAGUUGCCGGGUAAGUUGCCCGUUCCUACGGACAGCAGCUACUUUAAGCGCUUCGAAGCAGCUGUGAUCCAGCGCCGCAAAGAGUAUAUCUUGACUCUGCUCGACUUUGCCGCCCAGCAUCCGGCGUUGUAUAAGUGCGCCACUUUUACGCAGUUCUUUCAGGAGACGCCAUCACCUAAUGGCACGCCUCUGAAGAAGCUUUAUGUAGAACGGUCUUUGCGGCUGAAGACGGCGGGCGACAACAGCAGCUGCAGUGGUGAAUUACGCAGCAGUGGCGAUUCUGGGAGUGGAGCGGGAGCAAUUGCCGACAUCUGCGAUAAACUGGAUUUGCCCUACGACCCAAAUGACGCGGGUGGCAUAACGCCUCUGGAUCCGCGCUGCGAUAAGGAGCAGUCUUCGCUUCCAGACUACAGUGAGCCGAAUGAAAAAGAAACUGAAACCAAAGUGGAACCCGGGCUGGUUGAGCAAGCUUCAACGAAACGGGACUAUUUACGUCUACUGACGCCAAUGGCCUCGAUCGAAAGCGAAGAUAGCGACUACAUCUACGAGGCGGCACUGGAGUUUAGCCACGCCGUCCAAGCAGAGGUCAAUUUGAAGUACGUUGAAGCUCACGAGCGGUACAAACACGGCGUGGAUCUCCUGCUUAAUGGGUCCAAACAGGACGCAAACGAGGAGAGAAGGUUUAUUGCUAAGGCAAAGAUAGCCAAAUAUUUAGCACGGGCCGAGGAAAUUCAUGCAAACUUCCUGGCCAGCAACUGUGUCAUAAAGAAGCUGCAGUUUCAGCUCUCUCUGGACAUGACGGACGGUGAGAAUUUAACACAGCUUGAAUGCCCUUGGAACCAAUUGGCCAGGUACAAGGUGUUGCAGGUAAUCGAGGAGCGCGUGAUGCAGGUCCAGUGUGUGACUAAGCCGCAGCAGUCGGCAACCAUUAUGAAGGGCAUCGAAAAACCGGCCAGUCACUCGUUAACCCAGAGCAUCUUUCUCCCACAACAAGUGCCUUAUAUGGUCCAACUGCUUGCCUAUUUCCAGUCGGAGCAGAAGAUCUUUCUGUUGCUGAGGCAGGCGGAGGGCGGCAGGCUCUACGACUACCUGCAGAGCUACACGCCCACAAGCAGUAAAUGUGUCGAUUACGGGGAGCUUUUCCCGUCGGAGGUAGAGGAAGAGCAGGAGAUCCUAACGGCGGAAAGCGAUGUCAGCGAUUUGGUGCGUAGCUCUCAGCAACUGCUCAAAUCGGUCUGCAACACGCUGAGCAACCUCCAAGCGGGCGUUGCCACACAUAAAAAGCGUGGGGCGGACUUGGACCGAAUAACCCGGAGCAAGCCCAUUCCGGAGCUGUGUCUGCGACAAUGGGCCUGCGAGCUAGCUAUCGCUAUCCACAGUCUGCAUGGAAAGGGUGUAAUAUUGCGGGAUCUGCAUAUGUCUAACAUAUUGUUAGGCGACAAGGGUCAACUGCUGCUUACGUAUUUUUAUCAGAACGAGGGAAUCAGCUCCGACGACAACUAUGUGCAUAAGGCUUUAAGUUUGGAGGCGCUUGCGAAUCAUUUUGUGGCUCCAGAGCGACCGUUGAGCUUUCGCUCCGACUGGUGGAGUUAUGGCGUUGUGCUCUAUCAACUUCUACUGGGUGUGCCUUACAAGACGACACAUCCUGGACAACUAGAGCUCUAUGGUUGUGUGCAAUAUCCCACUGAUCCCUUGGAGAUAUCCGAUCAUGCAACAGACCUUUUGGAAAAGCUGCUGCAGACAACUCCGGAGCUGCGGUUGGAUUACGAGCAAUUGCGAGCGCAUCCCUUCUUCAAAGGCAUAAAUUGGCAGCAGGUUGGGGAGCAGGGAGCUAAUUCGACGUGAAGGUUAUUUAAUUUGACUAAAGUUCUUCUUUGAAUUAAUGGGCUAUUCCAAAACAGAAAAGAUAGUUUCCUGUGUUAUAUCGAAAUAUUUGCAACAUGAAUAUGAAUCACUUUCAUCACCCUGUAUUUUAUAGUUUUUCU
This is a messenger RNA of Drosophila serrata, 2353 nucleotides long. RefSeq names its product ribosomal protein S6 kinase-like 1. Gene Ontology annotation, molecular function: ATP binding; protein kinase activity; phosphatidylinositol binding. Gene Ontology annotation, biological process: protein phosphorylation. The record is from RefSeq and is a predicted model, not a curated record. NCBI's taxonomy places the organism in Eukaryota, Metazoa, Arthropoda, Insecta, Diptera, Drosophilidae.